UGUCGCGAAAGAUUGGCGACGUAGCGCAAAGACAUUCCCGCCGAUAAGGUAUAGACAGAAAACAAAAAGCAAUCAUCGUACUCGCUCUCGCAAAACACAAAGUAGAAAAAGGAAGGUGUCGUCCGAUAGAGGGGAUCAUAGUCUGCACUGCUGAAGGGUGUCUGUGGACGUAAAAUACCUUGUCCACUGCAAGAAUAGAGACGAAAACCAAACCACCUGCCAUACUCGUCGAUAUACCCGGUCAAGCAACAACAACACGACACAAACCAUGACUCCCGCGACAGUUGAGAGUGGCGGCUGCAAGGAGGAGGUCGUCGCCCAAAAAGGAUUUAAAGACCCAGGAGUUGUGCCAAACCCAGUAGUAGAAGGUGUAUGGACGCCCGAAAAGGUAUUGGACACUCUCACGACCGGCAAACCGACAGAGGGAUCGGAUUCUCCAUUACCAUACUUCCAUCUCCUCGAAAGGCUGAAGACUACCAAGCGCGAGGGAUGGCGUCGUUUUGGAAUUGAGAGGGGUGAAUCCAUCGCCGACCACAUGUACCGCAUGUCCCUGAUGUCGAUGCUCGCGCCUCCCACGCUCGCCCCCCGCCUCGACCUCAACAAAUGCAUCAAGAUGUGCCUGAUCCACGACAUGGCCGAGUCUCUAGUCGGCGACAUCACCCCCGUCGACGGCGUCGCAAAGCCUGAGAAGGCGCGCCGCGAGGCCGCAACCAUGGACUACAUCACCUCGACGCUCCUGGGCAACGUCUACGGCGGCGGCAACACGGUCGGCGCCGAGAUGCGCGCCAUAUGGCAGGAGUACGAGGACUCGGAGACCCUGGAGAGCAAGUAUGUUCACGACAUCGACAAGAUGGAGCUCAUUUGCCAGAUGGUCGAGUACGAGAAGCGCGGCGAGGGCAGGCUGGACCUCGGGGAGUUUGCUUGGGUGGCCAAGAAGAUGGUCCUCCCCGAGAUGAUUGCGCGCGGCGAGGAAAUCUUGAAGGAGCGCGAAGCCUUCUGGGCCGGGAGGAACCACGUCAGGGGGGAUGUGGGUGUCGAGGGCGGAGUAUCGGCCUCUCAUAUCGAGCAGUCCGAUGCCUACUACAGCAAGCCCGAGGAGAAGUAAUGCCUGUGGGUGAGCGGCAGGCAGUCGGGAUGCACAAAGUAGUUGUGGAUAUAUUUGCCCCGUUUUUCUCAAAUCUCGUUAAUUCAUUCACGGCUAGGAUUGUCUUUACUAUGGCGUUAGCGCAGAUGCAUGGCUCUCUUUCCCCUAGACUAGCAUAGAUAGGAUCUGAGGAUUCCCAAGCAACAAUACAGACUGUAAAGAAGCCGUGAUCAGUGCGUUUUAU
Messenger RNA from Pyricularia oryzae 70-15, 1328 nucleotides. RefSeq names its product HD family hydrolase. The coding region runs from base 269 to 1105 and encodes 278 amino acids. Gene Ontology annotation, cellular component: cytoplasm. Gene Ontology annotation, molecular function: 5'-deoxynucleotidase activity. The record is from RefSeq and is a predicted model, not a curated record. The transcript has 4 exons. NCBI's taxonomy places the organism in Eukaryota, Fungi, Ascomycota, Sordariomycetes, Magnaporthales, Pyriculariaceae.